CACUUUAAUCAUUUAGGAUGAUCUCUCUAAACAAGCGCAAGCUUAUUGCCAAAUGUCAACUGGCUCCUUUGGGGGUUAUAAAGCAUUGACAUUGAUUCGUAAAACUGUAGGCAAUAGUUUGAAGUUGUGUAUCCAGCAAUAUUUGAAGGCACUUAAUUUCUAUAUCGACCUGUCUGAAGUCUUCCUUAUAACUAUGUGCUUGUUGUUGAUGAUGAAGCAGGUGCUUGAUCAGAUGCCUUUUGUGUUCUCCUAGUUACAUUUUGAUUGCUCUUGGGAUCUCGGACAUAUUACAGUCUUGAAAGAGUUCCCAACCAAAGCUUUGGCCGUGGCUGAAAUCAUGUCUGGAACUUCCUUUUACUCCAGUCCACCACUAUACACUACUAGUACUAACACCAAGUACAGCCAUAGCCCGUCACCAGACAGACUUAAAUUCUUGAUAGAAAAGUCAAAAAACAUCAGACAGCUUCUACAGAUUCAUGCAUUUCUUAUUCGCAAUGGUUUGGAGAGUGACCCAGUUUUGAAUUUUAGGCUCCAACAAUCAUACUCUUCCCUUGGACACCUCCAACAUUCUGUUACUGUUUUUAAGCGCACUCAUAGUCCAACUCUGUUCUCUUACACAGCCAUUAUCCAUAAUCAUGUGAUCAAUGAUCUCUAUGAACAAGCCUAUGUCUUAUAUAUCCAAAUGCUAACACAAAAUAUUGAGCCUAAUGCAUUUACAUUUUCUUCGAUGCUUAAAACUUGCCCACUUGAAUCAGGAAAAGCCCUUCAUUGUCAAGCCCUGAAACUCGGAUAUGAAUCUGACACAUACGUUCGAACUGCUCUUGUAGAUGUCUAUGCAAGAGGCAGUGACAUUGUGUCAGCUCGCAAACUCUUUGACACUAUGCCUGAAAGGUCCUUGGUGUCUUUAACAACAAUGAUUACUGGAUAUGCAAAGAAUGGGCAUGUCCAAGAAGCAAGAGAGUUGUUUGAUGGGAUGGAAGACAGGGAUGUUGUUUGUUGGAAUGCCAUGAUUGAUGGGUAUGGCCAACAUGGUAGACCUAGUGAAACUUUGGUUCUUUUUAGGCAGAUGUUACUGUCAAAAGUGAAACCUAAUGAAGUAACCGUGGUGGCUGCUCUUUCUGCAUGUGCGCAAAUGGGAGUACUGGAAUCAGGUCGUUGGAUUCAUGCUUAUGUGAAAAGUAACAGAAUCCAAGUAAAUAAACAUGUAGGUACUGCUUUUAUUGACAUGUAUAGCAAGUCUGGGAGUUUAGAGGAUGCAAGAAUGGUGUUUGAUCAGAUGAGAGAUAAGGAUGUCAUAACAUGGAAUUCGAUGAUUGUAGGAUAUGCGAUGCAUGGAUUUAGCCUUGAAGCUUUGCAGCUGUUCAAUGAGAUGUGUAAGUUGGGUCUCCAACCUACUGAUAUAACGUUUAUUGCCAUUUUAAGUGCUUGUGCUAAUGCCGGAUUGGUGUCUGAAGGGUGGACUUAUUUUCAGUUAAUGGAGAAGUAUUUAAUUGAGCCAAAGAUUGAGCACUAUGGUUGCAUGGUGAAUCUUCUUGGACGAGCUGGACAGCUAGAAAAAGCUUAUGAAUUUGUCAAAAGUAUGAAGAUUGAUUCCGAUCCUAUUUUAUGGGGAACUCUACUGACUGCUUGUAGGAUUCAUGGGGACGUAAGGCUUGCAGAGAAAAUUAUGGAGUUCCUAGUCGAACAGGAUCUUGCUACUUCAGGUACUUAUGUUCUGCUAUCCAACAUAUAUGCUGCUGCUGGUGAUUGGGAUGGGGUGGCAAAGGUGAGGGCAUUGAUGAAAAGAAGCGGGGUUGACAAGGAACCUGGCUGUAGCUCCAUUGAGGUAAACAAUAAAGUGCACGAGUUCCUUGCGGGUGAUAUGAAGCAUCCCAAAAGCAAAGAAAUUUACAUAAUGCUGGAGGAGAUGAACAAGUGGCUCGAGGCUCAUGGGUACUUGCCGCAGACUGAAAUAGUCUUGCAUAAUCUUGGGGAAGUGGAGAAGCAGCAAGCACUUGCGGUUCAUAGUGAAAGGCUAGCCAUUGCUUAUGGACUAAUUAGUACUCAGGCAGGAACUACAAUCAAGAUUGUCAAGAAUCUACGUGUUUGUCCAGAUUGCCAUGCUGUCACAAAGCUCAUUUCAAAAAUCACAGGACGCAAAAUCAUUGUUAGGGACCGGAAUCGCUUUCAUCAUUUUGUAGACGGUUCAUGUUCUUGUGGUGAUUUCUGGUAGAACUAUUAGCACAUGUUAACAAGCAGGCAUGCAGAGUGUUCUAUAAGCAUCGCAUUGCACCAUGGUACCUGUCGUAGCUUGAUGACAUCCUCAUACGGUGUCAUACUCAACAGGAGCUUAUACAGUUGAAACUGACUACCGUUCCAACUUCCAAAGAAAGAGCCGGAGAAUAGUACAAGUGCUUCAGAUACCACCAAUCUGUGGAAGAUGCAACAACUUGUUGAGCAUUGUCUGCUUCACAUAAAUGCUGCAAAACAGGUGUGUGAUAACGUGCUCACUUUCUUUUUCAAUCAUUGAGGUUCAUGUACAGAAUUUUGCAGAUCACUUCCAUAGUCCCUUUGUCAAGAAUCUGAUGGUAAAUCAGCUGCAUAUUUUCCAGUGCACUAGGUUGCAAAAUAUGGAAGAAACAAGUGUUUCGCGUAAUCAGAAAGUGACAUAAAAAUUAGCUCCAUUUCAUCUGGAAAAAGAUAAUCUUUUU
Solanum stenotomum is the source of this 2690-nucleotide messenger RNA. Its product is annotated as pentatricopeptide repeat-containing protein ELI1, chloroplastic. The record is from RefSeq and is a predicted model, not a curated record. Gene Ontology annotation, molecular function: zinc ion binding; RNA binding; protein binding. The transcript is spliced from 3 exons. Lineage: Eukaryota; Viridiplantae; Streptophyta; Magnoliopsida; Solanales; Solanaceae. The coding region runs from base 338 to 2212 and encodes 624 amino acids. Gene Ontology annotation, biological process: RNA modification.